Messenger RNA from Diospyros lotus (date-plum), 694 nucleotides. RefSeq names its product small nuclear ribonucleoprotein SmD1a. Gene Ontology annotation, cellular component: precatalytic spliceosome; commitment complex; SMN-Sm protein complex. Gene Ontology annotation, biological process: RNA processing; spliceosomal snRNP assembly. The record is from RefSeq and is a predicted model, not a curated record. The transcript has 4 exons. The coding region runs from base 100 to 444 and encodes 114 amino acids. Gene Ontology annotation, molecular function: RNA binding. Lineage: Eukaryota; Viridiplantae; Streptophyta; Magnoliopsida; Ericales; Ebenaceae.
UAUAUUAUUGCCCCUGCAGUUCAAACUAUACAAAGCCCUCCUCUUUGAGCAGAGUAGUAGCCCUUCCUCUUUCUGUUUCUGCUUCUGCUGCAAUCGAAGAUGAAGCUCGUCAGGUUUUUGAUGAAAUUGAACAACGAGACCGUCUCAAUCGAGCUCAAGAACGGCACUGUUGUUAACGGAACUAUCACGGGUGUGGAUGUUAGUAUGAACACACAUUUGAAGACAGUAAAAUUGACACUGAAGGGGAAAAAUCCUAUAACUCUUGAUCACUUAAGCGUCAGGGGUAACAACAUCCGCUAUUACAUUCUCCCCGACAGCUUAAAUCUAGAGACUCUGCUGGUGGAAGAGACACCUAGAGUCAAGCCCAAAAAGGCAACUGCAGGGAGGGCUUUGGGACGAGGUCGAGGCCGGGGUCGUGGCCGUGGCCGUGGACGCGGCCGCUAAUCAUACUGCACUUGAGAUAGUAUGUAUAAACCGUCUGUUGCGGGUGGUAUGUAUUAAUGAUGAUCAUGAGGCGCACAAGAUGGCAUUGAAGCUGGCCCUUUAGUUUUUCAUACUAGUGCUACUUGUUGCUUUUUCUUUCAACUAGCAGUUCUCUUUUCCUUUGUGCUUCAGUACGUUAUAUUGCCAUGAAGUCAAUGUUUACAAUCAGUGCAUCUCAUCAAAGAGACCCUCCUUGGAUUGAUUUCUUUAA